This is a messenger RNA of Exophiala viscosa, 2351 nucleotides long. RefSeq lists its product as uncharacterized. Gene Ontology annotation, molecular function: N,N-dimethylaniline monooxygenase activity; NADP binding; flavin adenine dinucleotide binding. Bases 338 to 2179 code for a protein of 613 amino acids. The transcript is spliced from 3 exons. NCBI's taxonomy places the organism in Eukaryota, Fungi, Ascomycota, Eurotiomycetes, Chaetothyriales, Herpotrichiellaceae. The record is from RefSeq and is a predicted model, not a curated record.
CCUCGACAUCGAUCCCACAGCUUCGCUUCUGUCUUUCGAUAAAUAUGCAUAUGCAACGAACAAGGCGUGUUGUUCGUUCGAUAUGUUUGCUCGCGUUGUCGUCAUGCAAUUUCUCCAAGUCUUCUCAUAGACUCCUCCUUUUGAACCCCGUGAGGGGUAAGGCUGUGAAGUCGUCGGCAAACAAUCUCCACGAUAUCCAGCCGAGGGUCAACAGAUGUGGCAAGUCAACAUACACUCGAAAUCAUGUCCAGCGGUCCAGAAAGUCCUGUCCAAGAUCAUCUUGCCUUAAAGAGAUGUCGAUUAAGAUUCCCACUCCUGAGCCCAAGUAACACUGGCGAUGGACGACGCCCCAGUUGCCGUUGGUGACGGCGUGCCUUUUGCCACAGUACAAGAUCCUGGCACGCCAUCACUCGAUACGAGUAGGGAGACCAAGCAGCCUCAUCAGACAAACGGUGUAAAUGGUACGAAUGGCCACGCAGAUUUGUCGAAUGGCGCCCAUGCCAGUCAAAAUGGGACCCACGGCAAUGAGAUCCCACUAUCAAACGUACCCGCAUACAGUACCCAGCGGAAACUCCGCAUCAUCACCAUAGGCGCCGGCUUCUCAGGCCUGAUGCUCGCACACAAACUUCGCUAUGAACACCCAGAAAUGGAAGACAUCGUGACCAAUACCAUCUUCGAAGCACGACCAGAAGUCGGCGGCACAUGGUUGGCCAAUUCAUAUCCAGGGGUACGCUGCGACGUGCCCUCUCACAUCUACGCCUUUCCAUUCGACCCAAACCCGGACUGGGGCCACUUCUAUUCCACCGGCGAGGAGAUCCAGGAGUACAUCAAGCACACGGUCAAAAAGUGGAACCUCGACCGUGACAUGCAACUUAACACCAGAGUCACUGGUGCAUACUGGCAAGAAGACCUUGGUCGAUGGAAAGUGUCGGUCGAGCAUGAUGGCCAGCACCGCGAUGAGUAUGCCGACAUCAUCGUGGCAGCGCAGGGCUUCCUGAGUACUUGGAAAUGGCCUGAUAUUGCUGGUCUGGACAAGUUCAAGGGCCAUAAAGUCCACUCAGCAUCGUGGGAUCACUCGUUCAAUUAUUCCCACAAGAAGAUCGGCAUCAUCGGCAACGGCUCGUCGGGGAUCCAGAUAUUGCCGCACUUGGCCAAACUUGAAGGUACAAAUGUGACGAGUUUCCAACGAGGGCCGAGUUGGAUUGUCGCGAGGAUGGAUCCGGGGAAAUUGCUGGGCAAGCCCGGGUUAGGUGACAAUCCAGAGUAUACUGAGGAAGACAAGAGACGGUUCCGCGAGGACAAAGAGGCGCAUCACCAGUAUCGAAAGAAUCUGAUCCAUUCGAUCAACAGGGCUUUUAAAAUGUUCGUCAAAGGCUCUCCAGAGAAUAUUGAGAACCAGAAGUUCGCGGCAAAGCAAAUGGCCGACAAAUUGGGCAACGACCCGGAACUCUGUGCAAAGCUGAUACCAAACUGGGAGCUCGGUUGUCGAAGAAUUACGCCUGGAUCAGGAUACUUGGAGUCAUUUCUGCGGCCGAAUGUGCACUUGAUUCAGAGCUCGAUCAAAGAGGUCACAGAGGACUCUGUGGUGACUGAUGAUGGGAAGACCACGCAAGUGGACGUUCUUGUUUGUGCAACGGGUUUUGAUGUUUCUCACUGCCCGCGCUACCCAGUCGUUGGCCGCAACUCGGUGAGCCUGGCAGACAAAUGGGCAGAUGAGCCAGAAUCCUAUCUCUCAGUUGCCUGCCCCGAUUUCCCCAAUUAUUUCAUCUUCACAGGCCCCAACGCGGUCGUCGGCCACGGUUCGCUUGUGGAGGGCUUGAACUGGACGGGUGAUUAUAUGGUGCAAUGGUUCAAGAAGAUCGUCGCGGAAGAUAUCAAAUCUGUAGAGCCGAAGCAGGCUGCCGUCGACGACUUCGUGAGGUACGGCGAUAAAGUAAUGAACACGCUGACGUGGACGGGUGCGUGUCGGAGUUGGUACAAGAAGAAUCGUGUCGAUGGAAGGGUCACCGCAACGUUUCCGGGGAGUGCCUUGUUGUACAAGAGGAUGAUUGCCGAGAUCCGAGGGGAGGAUUGGAAUGUCGAGUACCGGAGCCCAAAUCGGUUCAAGUUCAUGGGAAAUGGGUUUACCGAGUAUGAGUUGGAUGAGGGGAACGAUUUGUCGUGGUAUAUUGCUCGGUAGAUGAGUGUAAAGUGGUAUCCGUGGCACAAACAACCAUGCUGAACACAUCAGAAAUCUUACUGCACGCAAGCGCUGUCUGCCUUUCUUCUCGCGUGCUACUGCAAGGCUGGCGGAAGCGACGAACCUGUAAGAGCCGGUGUCGUUUUUGGGGGCUGAACGAGCCACAGAACGA